GUCAUGACCCCCGUUCUCCACAGAGACACACACAUACAUAUAUAUAUAAACAUAUAGAUACCGUUUGGGCUGGAGCGAAGGUGAGUGCGGCUCCGUUUUCGAGGGGGCCAGUCGCGGCGUGGCCUCCCUUCGCCUUUCGUAGGCCUUGGGCCCGGAGUCGCGUUGCUUGGAGGGGCCUCGGCCUUUCACUUUCUCAAGCUUCUUGGGAUGUUGCAAAGGUUGGAGUUGUUCCAGACAUGGUUGCUGUGGUGUUGCUCUGGGAGAACACCUUGAUGGGCGAUUAGUACCAUUCAGUGAUGGGCUGUGGUACUAGCAAAGUACUCCCUGAGCCUCCCAAGGAUGUUCAUUUGGAUCUUGUUAAAAAGGUGGAGCCUUACACUGGUUAUAAAAAUGAUAUAUAUAAGCACUUCAUCAAAGGGGAUGGCGAUGCCAUCAAAUCUGCCAUCCCUUCUCCUCCCUGUCACACCAACCCACUUGUGGAACAGCCAGAGCCUCGCAAGAACAGAGUGGCAAAAUAUCGUGCGAAAUUUGAUCCCAGAGUGACAGCUAAAUAUGACAUCAAAGCCCUGAUUGGCCGAGGCAGCUUUAGCAGAGUGGUUCGAGUGGAGCACAAGGCCACCAAGCAGCCAUAUGCAAUCAAGUUGAUAGAGACCAAGUACCGUGAGGGGAGAGAAGUGUGCGAGUCGGAGCUGUGUGUGCUGCGCCGUGUGCGGCACACCAACAUCAUCCAACUUAUUGAAGUAUUUGAGACUCAAGAGCGUGUCUACAUGGUGAUGGAAUUAGCCACUGGAGGAGAAUUGUUUGAUCGUAUCAUUGCAAAGGGCUCCUUCACAGAAAGAGAUGCCACCCGGGUGCUACAGAUGGUAUUGGAUGGGGUUAAAUACUUACAUACAUUAGGCAUAACUCACAGGGACUUAAAGCCAGAGAACUUGCUGUACUAUCACCCAGGCAUGGAUUCUAAAAUAAUGAUCACAGACUUUGGGCUGGCGAGUGCUCGGAAGAAAGGAGAUGACUGUUUGAUGAAGACAACCUGUGGGACACCAGAAUAUAUUGCACCAGAGAUCUUGGUCAGAAAGCCUUACACUAACUCUGUAGACAUGUGGGCUCUGGGUGUGAUCUCAUACAUCCUCUUAAGUGGGACAAUGCCUUUUGAGGAUGACAACCGCACCCGCUUAUACCGGCAAAUUCUAAAAGGAAAGUACAGUUACUCAGGGGAGCCAUGGCCCAGCGUUUCAAAUCUUGCUAAGGAUUUCAUUGACCGUCUGCUCACAGUGGAUCCUAAUGACCGGAUGACAGCACUUCAAGCCUUAAAGCACCCCUGGGUGGUCACCAUGGCGGCCUCUUCUUCCAUGAAGAACCUACACCGUUCCAUCUCUCAAAACCUUCUUAAGAGGGCAUCAUCUCGUUGCCAAAGCACCAAAUCAGCUCAGUCCACCCGCUCCAGCCGCUCUACCAAAUCCAACAAGUCCCGGCGGGUGCGAGAGCGGGAAUUGCGAGAGCUGAACUUGCGUUAUCAGCAGCAGUAUAAUGGCUGAUACCUCAGUGGGAGGCUUCCUGCUGCCCCAUUCUUUCUUUUGUCAUUGAGAUGUGUUCUGCACUGCAUCUUCUUAAGUGGGUGGCAUCCAGGGUACAGCUGCCCUGUUAAUCCCUCAGAGACCCACACCAUGUCCACUUUCCUAUCUAGAAAGAGAUGGAGCUUUUGGGGCACCUUGCCUGGGUAGGGUCACCUACAGUAUCUACCCAACACCUGAAAACUCUGCUUCUUGGCCAAGAUCUUGGAAAGGUUAAUAGUUACCUGAAAUACUGGAGCCACAUAGAAGAGAAGAAUCUGUACCUGAGAGUCCCUGCUACUCUUACCUAUUUAUUAACUUCAAGCUGAUAAAAGCCAGACCAGUCGCUGUUGAAAAUGGUGGAUGACUGAUGUAGAAAUUUACCCACUUACUGGGAAGUAAACUCCAUUUUACUGCUAUUAGAAGCAGUUUUGUGGGGAUCCAAGGCACUAGGAUGGGGGAAAAAAUUAAAACCCCAUUGUUGAGUUGGAAUAUUGUGUACAGCUUUCUGGAUCCUGACCUGUUCCUUUGAAGUCACAGUUAGAGCUUUUGUUUGGUCUUGUACUAAAUGGCUUUUUACCAUUUAUCUGCACAGCUGUAAAAUAGGGACCAAAUUUUUCUCUGGGCUUGGUGGAGGAAAUUACAGACUAGAAAUAGUGUUCCUCCUCUUCUAUUUCUCUCCCCAUCCCCAUACUUCUUUUGUACCUCUUAGGCCAGAGAGACCGCUGUGCCUUAACUGCACUAGUCUGAUAUGGGAUGGGAAUGGCUUGGGUUAGGCUUUGUCCCUCCUCCUGUCUUUCCAUAUAUGUUGGAGUAUUGUCGCUGGUCUUCCAUUGUAUUUUUCCAUAUAAUGCCAGGAAAAAUUAUAGCCAACCCAGUCAUCAUUCUGACUCAGCUGAAACUCCAGUGUGUUACUCAGUACCACAGUGUUCAAAGUGGCUGAGGGAACCUGAGGCGGCUUUUCCCCCUCUUACAACAUCAUAUGCACACACCACUUGAUCUCCCAACAAAGUGAUGACAUCAGAGAUAGAUAUCUCCCAUUAAAAGUUAGGGUUGAAAGCCUGAGUAGGUUCAAACAGCUGUUCCACCUCUACAGCUGGCACAGUGGGACACAAGCAGUGCAGCUUAGAAUUAUAAAAUGAGAUAGCUUAAAGGGACCCAAAGAUAAUCUACCUUGCUCACCCCUCUCUAUGGAUUAACCCACUUUUUCCUGGUUUUAGUGUGCCACUAGAAGAUAGCCAGAGAGCAAAGAGGCAAAUGCCAAAGCUGCCUCUAAACUGAGUACGUAAUAUGAAACAACCCACAUGGUUGUAAUGAAGAAACCUGCUACAUCCUGCAGCAGCAAUUCUCCAGAGUCACUAGCCCCUUUGUUCUCAAGGAAAUACCACCAUCUUGAAAUUGUAGAAUUGACUAUGUCCCAUCAGACAACAGAUAAGGGAUUAUGUUUGUUUUGUUGUUGAAAAACAUCUCGGUGCAUACAAAAAGCCAGUGCAUCAGGGAGCUGGAUAGGAGAGAACAUUUGUCACAAGCUUGGGGUUUGGUUUUAGUUUUACUUUGCAGAGUGUGUCAUGCAGGGGUGGAUUCAAUAAUGGCACCCCCCAUCUGCAGCGUAAAAUGGUAUGUUACUUCUUCCAACUGCUUGUGUAAGUGGAGCUUCUGGCCUUAAGUUGAUUUUUCUCUGUUCUGAGGACAUCACACUAGCCGUGGAAGGCAGGUGGCCUCAGCAGUUAAAUGCUGUUAAGUUUUAUUAGCAGUGAUGAAAGCUCUUCCUGUUCCACUGGACAGUGAUUCAGCAGAGGCAUUAAAAAUAAGGUGCAGCAAGUAUGAUUCUGUUAUAUCGGGUUAGGUCCUGUGUGCUGCUGACUGUAUUCCUCUGCUGUGCCACAAGACAUGUGUCUGUAAUACACUAGCUAUGAUUUUGAGUUGCUUGUUAGCAAGGAUCUAGUUCAGCCUUCAUUUUGCUGAGACAUCACUUGUACAGUACAUAGGAAAGGUAGAUGUAAUACAAUGCUAGUAUGCUUAAGAAGGUUUAAUCUAAUUUUGUUACGGUGGGAUUGAUUCAUCUUUGUAUUCCUGCUAUAUUAAUAGAGCCACAUUGUGCAGAACCAAUUUCUCAGGCCAGGAGGGACAUCUAGUGGUUCAGACGAUUCUUGCAGGCCUUUAUUGGUGCUUGGCUUUAUGCUGCAUCAUUAUUUUCAUCUGGUUUGGUUGGCAGUUAGUUGUACAAGUUUAAUUAUGUAAUACAGUGGACCCUUGUUAUACACUAGGGUUUGAUUCCAAGAUCCCCCAUGGAUAACAAAAUCCGUGGAUGCCUAAGUCCCAUUAGAUAUAAUAACAUAACAAAAUGGUGUCCCUUAUAAAAAAUGGAAAAUCAAGGUUUGAUAAUUUGAAAUUUAUACUUUUUUUGAACAUUUUCAAACCGUGGAUGCUUGAAUCCAUGUAUAAAAAAAAUCCGUGUAUAAGAAGAGCCGACUGUAUCACCAUGUAUGCCCUGGGUUUCUUUUUUGGCCUUUGUAGGGUAUCUGUGACACAUGUGGAUAUGGGUGGAAAGUCUCUCUCAUCUUUCUAUGUCCUACUGCUUAUUCUGAGUAGAACACCAGUUUGGAAGAGGGUAAUUGCUUUUUAGUCCAUAGUGCAGAAGUUCCUGUUGCCGAAAAAGACAGUGGUAGGGGUUUGUUGUAUGGGCAGUUGUUACCUGCAACAUGCCAACUGACCAUACUGACAAGAUAAACUGGUGAUAACUUGGAAUCUUUAAAACUACAUAUACACAUUUCUAGGCCAAGAAAAAUUACAACCAUCUUUUUUUUUUACACCAAAUUCAGCAUCACUUUGUUGCCUAUAGUCCCUCCAUUCCCAUAUGGAGCUGUGAACUAGACGGUUGUGCAAGUUUAUUAAUAUAAUUGACAAAAUGGCAACACUUGGGUACUGAGUCCUCUCUCAAUGUUGCAGCACUUCUUCCUUCCUGUUGGAAAACUAAAGUUGUACAGUAAAUAUAUUGGAACUUAGCAAUACUGUGUUUUCAAAGUAAAAUAUAAAACUGGGUCUGGUAGUGUGAAAUCCACUUAUCCUUUGGGGAACAGGAGGAAGGCAAUGCCAUUUUUCUGUUUUGUGCUAAUUUAAUAAUAAGGGUGGUCUCCAGAGACAUAACUGGAAAUUGGGAGUUGAGGUGGACUAGGGACAGGCUCUGUCCAGAUUGUGCCAUUGGAAGUGUCUGUCCAUUGUUUUGGGACUGGGCAUCAGCAGAUCCUUUGUGCCAAAUACUUUACAAAGUGGUCAUCAGACAGAAUGCAGAACUUGGAAGCACAAUGAUUUGGGUCUGCAAGUUCCAGAAUCUAGCCAGUGUGUGAUCAACAGAUUCUGAGGUUUGCCCCAAAUAGUCAUGGUUGUAAGCUGUGGACAGGUGAUGUCUCCCACCCUAUCCUUGGAUAAUAUCUUGAAGUAUCAUUAUGCCUUAAUGCUAGAUAACAGAAGUAGGAAGCUUUUUUACCUCUGGGGAAGAUACUUUCAGACAAUUUAACCAAAUGAGGACAGGAUGGCAUCUAAUCAUCUCUCUGUCCCAUAUCAGUAAUGUCAGGAAAUGGAAUUUGUAAUCUUGACCAAAGUGAUAUCUAUAAGGAUGAUGUCUCUGGUGUUUUGAAGCUUUUCCACUCCUCAGUCCAUGAUUCCAUUCACAGAAUCUCACUUUCUAGUAUGUUACCUUCCCAAGACCCAGUUUCUCAAAUUUAUGGAGGUUUUCUUUUCUAAUACCAGAUGUGGCCAGAUGUUGAUUUGCAACUCCCAUUAGCUGUCAGCAUGGCCAGUGUUGAGGUGGAAUGAGAGUUGCAGUUCAUCCUCUGAAAGACCACAAAUUGACUGCUCUUGCCUUACAGCCACUAAACAAACUUGGUGAUAGCCAGUUGUAACACUCCCAAGCCCUGCAUUAUUCCAAUCCCACAAGCUGCUGCUGUUUCAGGGUGCAUCAGUAUACAGUUUUGCCUACAUCUCAAAUACAUACCUGAGUUGGGAUCUCCGAAUCCCUUAUGCUAACAUUAGUGUAUCAGCUUUAUGUUAAUCGUUUUUAUAUUCACACCAGAUUUUAUCUCCUCCAUCAUCAUCUCUUUUUCCCCCUAUAAAUGCCGCUCCUUAUACUGCACUGAAGGCUUUUGCCAAGAUUCCACUGGCCUUUUGAGGAAUUGUGUGUUGCACAACACAUGGGUCCCCAGUCAAAAGAGGAAGCCUUCAAGGGCUUGUGAUCAAAAGUUGCUUCCAUGGUCACAGCCAUCGAGUAUGCUGAAAACAGGCAAGCUAGAUGAAAAAUGUGCUGCCCUAGUGCUGAUUACAAGCUUUUGCAAAUGUGUAUUAUGGGGUUGCCACAGAUAAUAUAAACAGCAUGAAGGAGCAUUUUCCAAAAUUUAACCCCCCCUUUCCCCCCCCCUUUCCCUUUUUCUUCUCUUCCCUUCCUGUCUUCCUCUUCUCCUUUUCCGCUCCCUCUCCUUCCUGCAAGGUGAGCUAUAUGUUCACCUUCAGGUGUAGCAGUGGUCACCACUUCUGGUUUUAUGGCUCCUUUCUUAGAAUGCAAAUAUUAUUGUUGCUGCUGAAAUAUACUGUGACUGCAGCUCAGACUCCUGCAUGAGCUGUCCUUUAUGCUCCUGACCCAGUUGCCAUCCUAAGGAAAGAACUUCUUCUAGACUCCAGAUCCCCUGCCACUGACAUUGCAGCACAAAUGUCUUCCCUGUGUCGGCUCACUAGUGCUACUAGUAAUGUGGGAAAGCUGUACUCAGUUGCAUAAGUCCACAUAUGCGCUCUGCCAUACACUUCAGAAAUUUUUCAGUGCCACUUGUUUUGGAUAGAUUUUAUUAUGCACUGCUAGCCAGUGCCUUAUCAAUACCACUCAGUGCCCAUGAAAAUCCAAGAUUAAAGUUGGAGUCCCAGGUCAACAUCCAAAGAACUGAUGUAACCAGUAAUAAUAUCUAAUGUGUCUUUAAGCUUGUAUCUUUCUCACACAUAUGUCUUCUCUUCCCUCUGCACCUCCUGCUGUGCUACAAACUGUUUUUUGAAACUCAGGGGAGUGUGUCAAAAGACAUUUGAUAUGGCAUGAAGACCUGCUGUUCAGAGCGAGGGGGAUAAUUAAAUGCAAUAUCUAUCAUUGAGCAUCCCUGAAGCUGCUCUUUAGACACUGUCUCUAGAAUUAGUCAAGAACAAGAGACAUUGCAAAGAAUGUGAAGUGCAUUAAUUUACCAAGCGAGCAGAUUGAAACAUUGAAGACAUCCUGCUUGCCACUCAAUAUUAAUGUGUAGAUUCUCAGCUGCCCUCAUGUUACGUGAUGAAGGACUGGAUAAAAUGUGUGAAAUCACUGGCUUCCAAACUUUCAAUUUGUAGAGUCCCUUUCUGAACCAACUUAUCUGUGAAGGAUUUAGGAGCCUGUUGAAAAGUGGUUGCUGGUCAAUCCUGAUCAUCAUUUACCUGGUACAAAAGUAAGAGCACUCUAGAACAUUCCUACUACUUCCUGUGUGUUGUUGGGGGAAAUUGGUAAGGAGGGGCAAGCUGUCUUUUAAGGGAGUCUGCUUAGUCUGGCUGAUUCUCUCACUGAUAAUUUUAAAGAUUUUGGAAGUUUUUCAGGCAUUCCUUAAAUUCUCUGGGAUACAGACGGAAAACCACUCUUAAUUAACUAGGACACACUGUUACUCUCCAUCUAGUAGCAGGCUACUUCAUACUCCGGUGACCUUUGGGCUGUGGAACACCACUCUUGGCAUCCUCCUGCCCUUACCUUCUCCCCGGUCUGUGAAUGUUUCAAUUUUGACAUUAAAUUGACAUUUGACGUUAGGGAGCCCUUCUGGUGCAGUGAUUAAAUACAGGUCCUGGAGCCACAGUGUUGUAAGUUCGAUCCUAGAGGAGGGCUCCAGGGUCCACUCCAUCCUUUCGUAGGUUGGUAAAAUGAGUACCCAGCUUGUUGGAGACAAUUGGCUUACACAUUGUAAACCACUUGGGAAGUGCUAGUUCACUGAUAAAAGUGGCAUAGAAAUUUACUUGCUAUUGCUAUUACAAUGUCUCUCAGAAGUUCUCCAUUGCAGGUUUUCAGAAACUGUACUUCAGGAGUGUAGGCAGUUUUUUGCCUUCUCUCACAACAUCCAGAUCGCCAAAAGGGAGUAUUCCAUGUCUCUCCUUCCCUCUUCCAAGGGGGACAGUGGGCUUCCCCCUACUCUUUUCAAUCUCAAAUACUUGUAUCUGUGAUUUUGCCUCUGGUGCCUUUUUUUACACUAUGGAAUCUACUUUUUUAGAGUGUGAUUUUGAUACAUGACAAUUAACCUGUAAUGUUGAAAUUAGUGUAUAGAAUUAUUUAUUUUGUAUAUUCAGUUUGUUUUUAAAUUUGUAAGUGUAUCUUGUUUAUUCAGUAAAAUGGUGGUCCUCGUU
This is a messenger RNA of Sceloporus undulatus (fence lizard), 7940 nucleotides long. It is a transcript of the gene PSKH1, whose product is annotated as protein serine kinase H1. Gene Ontology annotation, biological process: protein phosphorylation. The record is from RefSeq and is a predicted model, not a curated record. Bases 297 to 1535 code for a protein of 412 amino acids. NCBI's taxonomy places the organism in Eukaryota, Metazoa, Chordata, Lepidosauria, Squamata, Phrynosomatidae. Gene Ontology annotation, molecular function: protein kinase activity; ATP binding. The transcript is spliced from 3 exons.